GUGCAAAGCUGAAUUUUAACAUUUCCAAAUUUUAUUUGUGAUCGCAUUUGACACACGCAAUUCGUUACAAAAUGUCGCAUCAUUAUGUGGUGACCGCCCAAAAGCCAACCGCGGUUGUCGCCUGCCUCACCGGCAACUUCACAUCGGAGACAGAUCUUAAUCUGGUCAUUGCUCGCAAUAAUCAGAUUGAAAUUGAUUUGGUAACACCGGAAGGUUUGCGUCCACUGAAGGAGAUCAACAUAAAUGGUAAAAUUACGGUAAUGCGCCACUUUCGUCCGCCGGACACCAAGAAGGAUCUACUAUUCAUAUUAACGCGGCGCUUUAAUGUGAUGAUACUUGAGGCCCGCAUGGUCGGCGACACCAUAACCGUCGUAACCAAAGCCAACGGGAAUGUCUCCGAUUCCGUGGGCAUUCUCUCCGAAGGUGGUUUUAUUGCAGCGAUUGAUCCGAAGGCUCGCGUUAUUGGCAUGUGUCUAUACCAGGGGCUAUUCACAAUUAUACCCCUGGAUAAGGAUGCCAGUGAACUGAAAGCAACAAAUUUGCGAAUGGACGAGCUGACGGUGUAUGAUGUGGAGUUUCUGCAUGGCUGCCUGAACCCCACCGUCAUUGUCAUACACAGGGACAACGACGGGCGGCAUGUAAAGUCGCACGAGAUCAAUUUGCGCGAUAAAGAGUUCAUGAAGAUUGCCUGGAAACAGGACAAUGUUGAGACAGAGGCGACCAUGCUCAUACCCGUGCCCUCGCCCAUUUGUGGUGUUAUCGUAAUUGGACGCGAGUCCAUUGUCUAUCACGAUGGCAGUAACUAUCAUGCAGUGGCGCCACUCACCUUCCGCCAGAGCACCAUCAAUUGCUAUGCCCGGAUUGAUGAGAAGGGAUUGCGGUAUUUGUUAGGCAAUAUGGAUGGACAGCUGUAUAUGCUGUUUUUAGGCACCACUGAGACCAGCAAGGGCAUCACCGUCAAGGACAUUAAAGUGGAGCAGCUGGGCGAGAUUUCCAUACCGGAAUGCAUUACUUAUUUGGAUAAUGGGUUCUUGUACAUUGGCAGUCGCCAUGGUGACUCGCAGCUGGUGCGUCUUAGCUCGGAGGCCAUUGACGGCACCUUUGUCAUACCAGUGGAGAACUUUACCAAUCUGGCGCCCAUUCUGGACAUUGCCGUCGUGGAUUUGGAUCGACAGGGCCAGGGCCAGAUAAUUACCUGCUCUGGCAGCUUCAAGGAUGGCUCACUGCGCAUUAUACGUAUUGGCAUUGGUAUUCAGGAGCACGCGUGCAUCGAUUUGCCCGGCAUCAAGGGUAUGUGGUCCCUCAAGGUUGGCAUCGAUGAGAGCUCCUAUGAGAACACUCUGGUGCUGGCCUUUGUUGGCCACACACGCAUUCUCACAUUGUCCGGCGAGGAGGUGGAGGAAACUGAUAUUCCUGGCUUUGCCAGUGAUCUGCAAUCGUUCCUCUGCGCCAAUGUCGAUUACGAUCAGCUAAUUCAGGUUACUGCUGAAAGCGUGCGUUUGGUCAAGAGCGCCACCAAGGCUCUAGUUGGUGAAUGGAAGCCUGAGGGCGAUCGCUCAAUUGGCGUCGUAUCCUGCAACACCACUCAGAUAGUCGCUGCUUCGGCGCGUGAAAUAUUCUACAUUAGCAUCGAGGAUGGCAGCCUUGUGGAGAAGUGCCGCAAAAUCUUGCCGUAUGAGGUUGCCUGCCUGGAUGUUACGCCACUGGAUGAGAAACAAAACAAGUCGGAUCUGGUAGCCGUUGGCCUCUGGACAGAUAUAUCAGCGGUGAUAUUGUCGCUGCCCGAUCUGGAAACGAUUUACACUGAAAAACUUAGUGGCGAGAUAAUACCACGUUCAAUACUGAUGACCACCUUUGAGGACAUACAUUAUCUGCUGUGCGCUUUGGGCGAUGGUUCCAUGUACUAUUUUAUUCUGGACAAGACCACUGGUCAGUUGACAGAGAAGAAGAAAGUAACGCUGGGCACUCAGCCGACCACAUUGCGCACGUUCCGCUCGUUUGCCACGACGAAUGUGUUUGCCUGCUCGGAUCGUCCGACUGUGAUUUACUCGUCCAAUCACAAGCUCGUCUUCUCCAAUGUGAAUCUGAAGGAGGUGAAUCACAUGUGCUCGCUCAAUGCACAGGCCUAUCCGGAUAGCUUGGCGCUGGCCACCAAAAACUCGGUUAUCCUGGGCACCAUCGAUGAGAUCCAGAAGCUGCACAUACGCACUGUGCCGCUGGGCGAGGGACCGCGUCGCAUUGCCUACCAGGAGGCCUCACAGACCUUUGCCGUGUCCACGCUGCGCAUCGAUGUCCAUGGACGUGGUGGUGCUAAGCCGCUGCGGAACAGUGCAUCCACUCAGGCCCAAAAUAUCACAUGCGGCUCCAAUAUAUUGCCCAAGCCGGGUGGCGGUAAUUCGACGGCGGCCAAUGCUGAAGUUGGCCAAGAGAUUGAUGUUCACAAUUUGUUGAUUAUCGAUCAGAAUACGUUUGAAGUUCUACACGCUCAUCAGUUUGUGCCGCCGGAAACGAUUUCGACUUUGAUGUCCGCCAAGCUUGGCGAUGAUCCAAAUACUUAUUAUGUGGUGGCUACAUCGCUGGUCUAUCCUGAGGAGCCGGAACCGAAAGUUGGCCGCAUUAUCAUUUUCCAUUAUAACGAUAACAAAUUGACCCAAGUGGCCGAAACGAAAGUCGAUGGCACCUGCUAUGCCCUGGUGGAGUUUAAUGGCAAGGUGCUCGCUGGCAUUGGCAGCUUUGUGCGCCUGUACGAGUGGACCAACGAGAAGGAGCUGCGCAUGGAGUGCAACAUACAAAACAUGAUUGCGGCAUUGUUCCUCAAGGCCAAGGGUGACUUCAUUCUAGUCGGCGAUCUGAUGCGCUCCAUCACCCUGCUGCAGCACAAGCAAAUGGAGGGCAUCUUCGUGGAGAUUGCACGCGACUGCGAACCGAAGUGGAUGCGUGCCGUUGAGAUACUGGACGAUGACACGUUCCUCGGCUGCGAGACCCACGACAAUCUGUUCGUGUGCCAGAAGGAUAGUGCUGCCACAACGGAUGAGGAGCGUCAGUUGCUGCCGGAGUUGGCGCGCUUCCAUCUUGGCGAUACAAUCAACGUAUUUCGUCAUGGCUCCCUGGUCAUGCAGAAUGUUGGCGAGCGCACCACGCCGAUUAAUGGCUGUGUUCUCUAUGGCACCUGCAACGGAGCCAUUGGCAUUGUUACCCAAAUACCACAGGACUUUUACGACUUUCUGCAUGGCCUGGAGGAGCGCCUGAAGAAGAUCAUUAAGUCGGUGGGCAAAAUCGAUCAUACCUAUUAUCGUAAUUACCAAAUCAAUACAAAGGUAGAGCCAAGCGAAGGCUUCAUCGAUGGCGAUCUAAUUGAAAGCUUCUUGGAUUUGAACCGAGAAAAGAUGCGCGAAGCGGUGCUCGGCCUGGAGCUAACGAUGGGUGGUGAACGCAAGGCUGCGGAUGUGGAGGACGUCAUCAAGAUUGUGGAGGAUUUGACACGCAUGCAUUGAUGCAAUUAAUUGAGCUGUAUAAAUAAUAUAUAUAUAUAUAUAUAUAUAUCAUAAAUAUUGUAAUCGACAGCUUGUUUGUUUUCGUGUAAGCAUCACUUCGAUACCAUGUAUCCUAUCCUGUCUAUAACAACAACAACAAUGAUUCUCACAAAUCUCUGUACUAACAGUUAAGCACUGUUUAUUCAGUGUUUUGCUUGCCUCCCCCAGCGCCUCUCGCCUUACAUUCACCUUUGUUAUGUAGCACCAAAAAAAAAAAAAAAAAAAAAUGAAAAUAAAAACGCGCUUUCAAAGACGCGUCCCACAUGAUUUCAAUAAAGUGAUUAACUUUUAAAUGUAAACCAAACAUUUUUGUAAUACAGUUUCACUGGUAAAUGGUAGUUAAAUAAGGAAUUUCACUGUCAUCUUAAAUACAUAAAAAUUUCAUGGCUAUCAACAAAUUCUAACUUAACUAAUCGCAUGGAUAAAAAUGAACUAAUGCUAUAACUUCAUGAAAAAAAUAUAUUUUCAAAAGCAAA
Molecule: messenger RNA, 4009 nt
Organism: Drosophila grimshawi
Lineage: Eukaryota; Metazoa; Arthropoda; Insecta; Diptera; Drosophilidae
Gene: pic
Product: DNA damage-binding protein 1
Exons: 7
Coding region: 72-3494 (1140 amino acids)
Biological process (GO): DNA repair; proteasome-mediated ubiquitin-dependent protein catabolic process
Cellular component (GO): site of double-strand break; nucleus
Molecular function (GO): nucleic acid binding; protein binding
Source: RefSeq, a predicted model, not a curated record